Molecule: messenger RNA, 4883 nt
Organism: Blastomyces dermatitidis ER-3
Lineage: Eukaryota; Fungi; Ascomycota; Eurotiomycetes; Onygenales; Ajellomycetaceae
Product: tyrosyl-DNA phosphodiesterase 1
Exons: 4
Coding region: 2051-4126 (691 amino acids)
Biological process (GO): double-strand break repair; single strand break repair
Cellular component (GO): nucleus
Molecular function (GO): single-stranded DNA binding; double-stranded DNA binding; 3'-tyrosyl-DNA phosphodiesterase activity
Source: RefSeq, a predicted model, not a curated record
AAAAAAAAAAUAAUAAAAAUAAAAAAAAAAUCUUAGACUCUCGCUCUCCCGCGAGCUAGACGCCAAAUUUUAAAAACCAAAGCCGGAGCAUGAAUAUAUAUGCCUCUGGCGGGUCCUAUCCGGUCAUCCCACCAUGGACACUACAAUGGCUAACCACCCAUCCGCAUACCCCGCCACACGCACAACCUCUUCAAGCGGUGCGGUCAUGGGAACCACCGCCCCCUGAAGCACAGGCUUCGCCAGGACGGGGACCCGUUUGCUCGGGAAGAGGCUAGGGAGAAGAGCAUUCAGACUCGAUCCGAUAGUCUGCGGCUGUGGCUGGGUAUGCCGUGCCGGUGCUCCAGUUUGGGUUUGGCCGGGUGCAGGCGGAACAAACGUUGGUGGGAAUAGAGACUGGAUUACUUUCAGGGAGGGGGUGGCGGCGUUCGGUGGAGAUGGGAGGAAGAUUCUUAAGGGGAUGUUUCGGAAUUGAGCGGGUGGGCUCGGGAUGAGGAUGUUGGAGAUGCGGUGGAAGUUUGUGAAGUCGUCUAUAUUUUUAAAUUUUUAUUUUCCCCCGCUUGCUUUUUCAGUAAUGGCUUUUUGAUUUUCUCACCUCCAUUAAAAGCUAGAGGAGAGGAGAGGAGAGGAGAGGAGUUCAAAGAAAUGCAUGUACGCACGGUCUUGGACAGCUUGCCAUAAUCCUGAUGAAUCCUCCUUAGACAACGUCAUGAUACCCUUCGCAGUUCCAUUCCGCACAAAAUCGGCCUCCUUGACACUGUUAAUGAAUGCAUCAUGCAUCACCCUUCCGUCGGCAUCGAGACGAACAAGCUCCUGGUCCGGCCAGUCGCUAAAAUGAACCUGCAACCGCCAAGGUAUUGGCUCACCGCGAUCGUGCACAUUGUCGAGAGCGGCGUCAUCUGGUUCUCGUGGAGAUGUUGCGCGCGGAGCGUCCUCCCCAACAGUGGAUUUGGAGGUCACUGGGUCUGCUCCCGAAUAUAGAUCAUAGAGGAGUCCGAGGGGGUAGUGCCAUUUCAGCGGCACUCCUUCAAAGGAAAACCAACCCUGGUGAGGUUGGGCUUCAAUGUCAAUCAAGAGAGCAGAAAAGAAAGCACGUAGCCUUGGGAGUAAGAAGGGCAGAUAUGAUACACGAGGAUAACAUAUCUGUAAAAAAUCUAGGGUUAGACAGAUGCAUAGAUGAUGGAAUAAAAUGCUUGAAGUUCACAUAUAAGGGACUGAAAAUACAAGAUAUGGGUCUGCCUUAUCAUAGGUCCUGCAUUCAGCCGGCGACAGCCCUAUCUCAAGGGGAAUACGGCCAUCCCACACUCUUCGCUGAAUGACACUUGGGGAGGGUGCUGGGCUUGCCAUGAUUCCCUGUCGUGCUCUAUUGAUGGGUGUCCGGCAGAGCAAUAUUCAUCAUAGGGCAAGCCUAACAAGUCGUCAAGUCAGUUAUGCUAAACUCCAUUAAUACUUGUUAAAACCGGGACAUGGGAUAUAAUUUAUAGCUCACGUAGACUUAAGCAACUAGUUAUGUUCUGAAUUUGACCCCUACAAUCCUAACGCCGGGCAGGUUAUCACCACUGCAAACUCAUGUUAGCAGUAGCAAACCGAGACCAAUACACAAGAAGCUUAAUAUGUCAGUUUAUUCCUGUGCCAGUUACUAAACGAAUGAUGUAUUUGAUAAUAGGUAAGUUAGUUAGUAGAAUGGGAACGUUCUUGCGAGUGACUUUUAAGGUAGCCAGCAAUUCACGUGACCAAACAUCAAAUGUGUACGUAUCUUUUUUCUACUUCCUCACUCUGCGCGGACUAUUUUUGCCCAAAUCAAUCUUGAGAACCGCUAUUUGGAGCAGCUCGGGUUAAUUACACCUUAUUGCUCGAAAACCCACUGAAAAAAAAGCCAUCUGAAAAAUCAUCCCAAGUGCCCACAGCCCGCCAGCUCAGCGGUGUUUAGCAGCUCUUCCAGCAGAUAGAUGGCUAGAAAGUUAUUAUUUACAAAUCUCAUUUGUUGGCUUAGAUCUUCCCUGCGGGAGUUCGGUGUUGGGGCUCCCGCAAAACCCAACUCUUGAAUUGAUUGAUGGUCAAUCUAUAUAGAAAAGUUUCGAAAACCCAGGAUCACAUCUUUUUAUUUUUUUAUAUACUGCAUGGAAGACGAUCUGCUUCAGCUGUAUCUCGAGGAUAUCCGGUAACUAUGACGGAUAGCGGACGCCCUUCAAAGAGGUUUAAGAGCUCUCAUGAAACUUUGCAAGAAGAGGGCUACGAUACCCCUUUACAAGAUGUUAGCACGUUGGCAUCCCUCAACAGACCCAUCACACCCCCUUUACGGCGGCAGCCUUCAGGGCAGCCUAGGACAUCCAGUCCAAAUAAACCGCAAGGAAAAGCUCCUUCAACACCAAAGAACAUCCCAUCUCCAAUCCAGCUCACACAUAUCCGCGAUUUCUCUGCAUCAUCAGGGAACAAUGCGGAUGCUGUCAGGUUGCGGGAUAUUCUCGGGGACCCUCUCAUCAAAGAAAGUUGGCAGUUCAACUACAUGUUUGACGUCGAUUUUCUGAUGAGCCAGUUUGAUGAAGAUGUGCGGAAUUUGGUAAAUGUGAAAAUCGUACAUGGCUCUUGGAAACGGGAGUCUCCCAAUCGAAUUCAUAUCGAUGAAAGUUGCCGCCGGUAUCCCAACGUCGAGCCAAUAGUCGCUUAUAUGCCAGAACCAUUUGGGACACAUCAUUCGAAAAUGAUGAUCCUUAUCAGGCAUGACGACCAAGCUCAGGUUGUUAUUCACACGACCAACAUGAUUGCUGGAGAUUGGGCGAAUAUGUGUCAAGCAGUUUGGCGAUCUCCGCUACUUCCCAUGUGUCAUGAAAUGAAACGUGGGCCAGGUUCUACCGCUUCGAACAGGUUCGGGUCAGGAAUUCGAUUCAAGAGAGAUUUGAUAGCGUAUCUCGAGGCUUAUGGCCGUAAAAAGACUGGCCCUCUCGUCGACCAACUUGAAAAGUACGAUUUUAGCACCGUUCGAGCUGGGCUGGUAGCCAGUGUUCCCUCAAGGCAAGCAAUUGACGAACUAGAUUCGGAAAAACAUACGCUCUGGGGCUGGCCUGCACUCAAGGAUGCAAUACAACAAAUCCCACUUAACAAGGGGACCAAUACUACAGGGAAUAGACCCCAAAUAGUCAUACAGAUAUCUUCAGUGGCAACACUAGGUCAAACCGACAAGUGGCUAAAAGAGACAUUCUUCGCUGCACUCUCUCCAUCGCCAUCGCGGUCUAGCUCCUCGGGUUUAUUCAAACCCAAGACAAACCCGCCUGCCAAAUUCUCAAUUAUAUUUCCCACCCCAGAUGAAAUCCGCAGAUCGUUGAAUGGCUACGCAUCCGGCGGAUCUAUCCAUAUGAAACUCCAGAGCUCCGCACAGCGAAAGCAACUUGAGUACUUGCGCCCAUAUCUAUGUCGCUGGGCAGGCGAUGGUGAUGCCAGCGAUGGCAGUGAUAUCUCCGGACAGGGCUCAACCAAUACCAACGCCAGGCGAGAACGGGGCAAGGACGCCAGUGAAUCCAGUCAAAAACACGCUACCAUCGACAAAAAUGGCCAGCCAAUUCGGCAAGCAGGACGUCGCCGAGCAGCACCGCAUAUAAAAACAUACAUCCGUUUCUCAGAUGCAGACCUGACCACCAUCGACUGGGCAAUGGUGAGUUCUGCAAACCUUUCGCUGCAAGCCUGGGGCGCUGCAGCGAAUGGGAAGAAAGAGAUACGGAUAUGUAGUUGGGAAAUAGGCGUGAUAGUCUGGCCUGAUUUAUUUGUUAACAGAAAGGUGGAUGACGAUGAAGAUGACGAUGAUGACGAUGAUGAUGAUGAUGAUGAUGAUGGAAGCGGGUGGAAGGAGAAGGGGAAAGGGAAAAAGGCACGGGAGAAUGGCAGGAGAGGGGCACGGGAAGAUAAGAACAAAGUCGCGGUGAUGUUACCUUGCUUUAAGCAGGAUAUGCCUGAAGUCAGAGUAGACAAGGACAGCGGCUCGUCAACGACUACUACUACUACUACUACAUUUGUGGGGUUGCGUAUGCCGUACGAUCUGCCUCUGAGUCCAUAUACCCCGCAAGACCAGCCCUGGUGUGCGACAGCUUCCUACAAGGAAACCGACUGGCUAGGGCAGACGUGGGAGGAGGAAUAGCCGUGUGUAAGCCUCGUGCAGAGAACAGCGUGCCGUUUUCCCGUCCUCCCGAGAGCAUUUGAUUAAAUAUAUCGCCUUGUGAAAUAGAGCCACCAUCGUGGGUACAUCUGGAUCAUUAUCGCUACUUCAACUACCAGUAGAUAUCGCAGGAUGACCGUGGGCUAGAAGCCGGCAAGGCUAUGACAAAUACCCUCGCUUCUUCCCAUUUAAUUCAAGGCUGGCACACCAGACCGAUAGUUACACAGCAAGUCGCUUUAAACUCCCAUUCGUAAAGAUGAACAUACAUGAAGACAAAUCCUUGAUUCUUCUUCUAAGUGCAAGAGACAUUUUUAAUGACUCCCGUAUUGGACGGACUGCUUCUUUUGCUGCAUACUUUCCUCAACUACAUCGCGGCCCCUGUUCCUAAUAAGCCCUUUAACUGAUUUCCUCCACCCAUUCAGCUGUUGCCAACCCUCAGCCUGAUUUUCAAGCACUGUCAUCAAAUAAUAUCACUUUAUAUAUCUAGAGACAUGUGUCAGAGCACACAGGUAGCGCAGGGAGGUCAAUUUCAGCCGCCAUGGCGCCAGCGCAACCAGCGGGAGACGACGACAACAAUAGGACAUAUAGCUAGGAGAGGAGACAAGAGAAUAUAUGACACUGUAUAAAAUGAUAGUUAUGGGAUGUCCAAAUAUUUAUAUAAAUAUCAAACAGUGAUGCUACAACAUAUACAUACAUAUACAUAAUAUACAUGUAUGGCCCGUAGGAAUGCCGCACCCGA